AUGUCAACAUACCUCAUAACCGGCGCCUCCCGCGGCCUGGGCCUCGCCCUGGUGCGCCAUCUCGCCAACCUCCCCAGUUCCUCCGUAGGAACGAUCUUCGCAACAUCCCGCUCAGAACACCCAAACCUCCAGAAACUCAGCCAACAAUCCGACCGGGUCAAGUGGGUCAAAUGCGAUGUUACCGACUCAGCGAGCGUGCAUGAUGCAGUCAGCGCAGUGCAAGGGUGGAAUCGCGAACAUGCAUGUCCUCCCGCUUCGCUGCACCUAUCGAGCCAGUUCUUACUGAAUGGCAGGGAUGACCUGACUGAGACGUUCCAUACAAACGUCACUGGGACCCAUAAUGUCACCCGGGCUCUUCUCCCUCUACUCCGCGAGGGACGGAGGAAACUCGUUGUUAAUAUAUCGACAACCCUCGGCUCAAUGACUCUCGCGCCAGUUUACAAAGGCUCACCAACACCAGCGUACAAAAUCACCAAAGCAGCAUUGAACAUGUUGACGGUGCAGUAUGCGCAGGAUUACGCUAGCGAGGGAUUCACCUUUCUCGCUGUGAGUCCCGGUUGGCUACAAACAGAAAUGGGCGGGUCGAGAGCCGAUCUCCCCCCUGCGACCGGGGCACAGGCAGUCCUCGAUAUCGUGCAGAAGGCAACUCCGUCUCAGAAUGGAAAGGUUCUGAAUAUCCAUGUGCCGGGGUGGGAGGAGAAUGAGGGAUUGAAUCAGUAUGAUGGGAAGGGGGUGCCGUGGUAA
Messenger RNA from Aspergillus fischeri NRRL 181, 744 nucleotides. RefSeq names its product putative short chain oxidoreductase (CsgA). Gene Ontology annotation, molecular function: oxidoreductase activity, acting on the CH-OH group of donors, NAD or NADP as acceptor. The coding region runs from base 1 to 744 and encodes 247 amino acids. The transcript is spliced from 4 exons. The record is from RefSeq and is a predicted model, not a curated record. Lineage: Eukaryota; Fungi; Ascomycota; Eurotiomycetes; Eurotiales; Aspergillaceae.